Ascochyta rabiei is the source of this 945-nucleotide messenger RNA. RefSeq lists its product as uncharacterized. The record is from RefSeq and is a predicted model, not a curated record. The coding region runs from base 1 to 945 and encodes 314 amino acids. The transcript has a single exon. NCBI's taxonomy places the organism in Eukaryota, Fungi, Ascomycota, Dothideomycetes, Pleosporales, Didymellaceae.
AUGCAGAACGAGUGUGCAGAAGAUCCAGAAUCUCAAUACGACACGAACGGCCGAAUGUGCUGCGUAUACAUCUCCAACUUCUUCAGCAACGGAACCGGUCUUGUUUGUUACAUCGGUGGCACGCGCAAUGUCGAGAUGUUCCUCGGCGGCAUGCACGGGAUGCAAGCUUUCAACGGCCCAACACUUUUUGCGGUCAGCUCGUACGACCUGUCGUACAUAACAGAGUCUAUCACUUUGAGUACACCUCCUGGCAAUCGCAGAGAGAGUGUGGUCAAGGACGAAACACCGCUCGGACGCAAUAAAUGGCGAUACAUAUACGAGACUGGCAGACUGGCGUGGAGUAAGGCCGAUGUUGAUACGGAAAAGCUGCGAGAACUUCAGGAAAUGGCAUAUGAUCAUAGAGACCUCAACACAAUCCGCUUGGACGCUGAACGAAUGGAUAUCGACCCAAAACAUGACCAAGAUGGAGGCGAAGCAUCCGAGACAGGAUCGGGAAGCAUACCGCAAGACACAGAACCGACAAUGAGUGCAAAAAAACGAGGCAAGAUGAAGGCUGUGGAAGAGCAAUUAGCAGAUCCAGACACAGAGGUAGAGGCAGAGCGCCCACACGAAAGCAGGAUGUUCGACAUCAGACUUGGAGGCAGUGUCAGUAAGACUGAUACAACGCUCAACAAAAGAAUCAGGGGAUCCUACGCUGUACACUCGGAAGAAGACCGUAUAAAUCUCGAAGCCUUCCAAAAAGCAAAUCAGCUUGACACUAUGGAUAAAGCAUGGGUCUCGCUCAAGGACUCCAUUCGCCGCGACAGAUUCGAUGGUGUCAAACUGGACGCAGUUACAAUGGAGCUAGCUGAUCAAAUUACUUCCCUGGAAAGGCGUGAGCAACGACUAGCCCAGACGAAAGCAACAGCUUCGAGCAGCAGCGGAAAUUCGAAGAUUAUAGCAUAG